Erinaceus europaeus (western European hedgehog) is the source of this 2496-nucleotide messenger RNA. It is a transcript of the gene MEP1B, whose product is annotated as meprin A subunit beta. Gene Ontology annotation, cellular component: membrane. The transcript has 20 exons. Gene Ontology annotation, molecular function: zinc ion binding; protein binding; metalloendopeptidase activity. Gene Ontology annotation, biological process: proteolysis. NCBI's taxonomy places the organism in Eukaryota, Metazoa, Chordata, Mammalia, Eulipotyphla, Erinaceidae. The coding region runs from base 1 to 2496 and encodes 831 amino acids. The record is from RefSeq and is a predicted model, not a curated record.
AUGUCCACACGCACUUCCAGCGAUUUGAAUGCCAGUUCUUAUAACAUGAUUGUCUUUACAGUGGGCAAUGAGCUGGUGGAGGAGGCUGAACUUCUGAAAGGUCAUGCAGUACAUAUUGGUUUGGCUUACAACGAGUUACUUUUCACCUAUUCCAUGCACAAUUCGUCCUUUCAUCAUACUCAGCAAAACCAACAACUCAAGGACUCAGAACCCAAAGCAGCACCUGUCAAAGCAGAAGUCUGUGAGCAUAGGAUGAGGACAAAAAACAAUUCUGAUGUUGAAGGGAAUGCUAAGGAAAAUGAUUUAGUAUCACAAAACAUCCUGCAUCAAAAGUCUCCGUCAGGCACUUGGAUUUUGCAACUAUCAACUGGAUGUGACAGCAUGGGUUCACUGUGCCUGCCUUGGUUUCUGUUCUUUGUGGCUUGCCUGACGGUCUCUGACUUGUCAACUGCAGAAAACUUCGAUCUAGACGGUGGCAUUGACCAAGACAUAUUUGAUAUCAACGAAGAUUUGGGACUGGAUCUUUUUGAAGGAGACAUCAAACUUGAUGGGGCACAAGACAGAAAUUCCAUCAUUGGAGAAAAUUAUAGGUGGCCUCAGACUAUCCCAUAUGUCCUGGAAGAUAGCUUGGAAAUAAAUGCUAAGGGAGUUAUCCUUAAUGCAUUUGAACGCUAUCGUCUAAAAACAUGCAUUGAUUUCAAGCCUUGGGCUGGAGAAGCUAAUUAUAUAUCAGUGUUCAAGGGCAGUGGCUGCUGGUCUUCAGUGGGAAGUAAAAAUUCUGGGAAGCAAGAACUCUCCAUUGGUGAAAACUGUGACAGAAUAGGUACAGUUCAACAUGAGUUCCUCCAUGCACUGGGAUUCUGGCAUGAGCAGUCACGUUCUGACCGGGAUGACUAUGUCAGGAUUGUGUGGGACAGAAUUCUCUCAGGCAAAGAGCACAAUUUUAACACCUAUUCGGACCAAGUAUCAGAUUCCUUGAAUGUACCCUACGAUUAUACCUCAGUAAUGCACUACAGUAAAACUGCAUUUCAAAAUGGAACGGAACCCACUAUCAUAACAAGGAUUUCAGGUUUCAUGGAUGUGAUUGGCCAGCGAAUGGAUUUCAGUGAAUCUGAUCUCACUAAGCUGAGUCGACUAUAUAACUGCUCUUCUUCCUUGAGCUUCAUGGACUCCUGUGAUUUCGAACUAGAAAAUAUCUGUGGUAUGAUUCAAAGUUCAGAGGAUGAUGAUGAUUGGAAGCGACUUUCACAGGCACCCUUAGGACCUGAGAGUGAUCACUCCAACAUGGACCAGUGCAAAGACUUUGGCUUCUUCAUGCAUUUCAACAGUGGGUCUGUAAAUGUGGGUGCCAAAGCACUGCUGGAAAGUAGAAUAUUAUACCCUAAAAGAGGAUUUCAGUGCCUGCAAUUCUACUUAUAUAAUAGCAGAAAGGAACCUGACCAACUGAAUAUCUACAUCAGGGAGUAUUCUGCAAGUCAUGUGAAUGGUAGCUUAACCCUUGUGAAAGAAAUAAAAGAUAUACCCAUCGGGAGAUGGCAACUUUACCAUGUAACAUUGAAUGUGACCAAUAAAUUUAGAGUGGUACUUGAAGGACUCAGAGGCCCUGGUACAUCACUGGGUGGUCUUUCUAUCGAUGACAUCAAUCUUUCGGAGACACGGUGCCCUCAUCACAUCUGGCAUAUCAGAAAUUUCACACAGUUCAUCAGCAGCACAAAUGUAACUCUAGAAAGCCCUCCAUUUUAUUCUUCUAAAGGUUAUGCCUUUCAGGUUACAUUGGAUUUAAGCCGUGAAACUAAUGCAGGAAUAUAUUUCUCUUUGAUCUCCGGAGCCAAUGAUGAUCAAUUACAGUGGCCAUGUUCUUGGCUACAAGCCACAAUGACACUCUUGGAUCAAAAUCCUGACAUUCGACGGAGUAUGUCCAACCAGCGAAGUGUAACCACAGACCCAUUAAAGACAACUGGUAAUGGAGACUACUUUUGGGAUAAGCCUUCUAAAGUGGGACAAGUGGCUGUUUUCCCUAAUGGGACUCAGUAUAGAAGAAAUACAGGCUAUGGGACCAGUGCCUUUAUAACUUACAGCAGGCUGAGAAGCAGGGACUAUAUAAAAGGAGAUGAUGUUUAUAUCCUACUGACAGUGGAAGACAUAUCCCAUCUUAACUCCACACAAAUGCAGCCCAACCCAGUCCCAACCUCUGGAGGCAACAAAGAACUUUGCAAAGACUUAAUUUGUGAGAAUGGUGGCAUCUGCACAGUCCAAGAAGACAAAGCUGAGUGCAGGUGUCCAUCUGGGAAAGACUGGUGGUACAUAGGGGAAAAGUGUGAAAAGAGAGGCUCUACUCGUGACAUUAUCAUCAUUGCCACUUCCUCCACUGUUGCUGUGUUUGCUGUGAUGCUCAUAGUCACCCUUGUCAGUGUCUAUUGUACCAAGAAGAAAUAUAAUAAAGAGACAAGUUCAAAUUCAACAGAUACGGUUCUGGAAAAUGUGCAGGCAUUUUGA